Anopheles maculipalpis is the source of this 1264-nucleotide messenger RNA. It is a transcript of the gene Hey, whose product is annotated as hairy/enhancer-of-split related with YRPW motif protein. Gene Ontology annotation, biological process: regulation of transcription by RNA polymerase II; regulation of neurogenesis; anterior/posterior pattern specification. The record is from RefSeq and is a predicted model, not a curated record. Gene Ontology annotation, cellular component: nucleus. NCBI's taxonomy places the organism in Eukaryota, Metazoa, Arthropoda, Insecta, Diptera, Culicidae. Gene Ontology annotation, molecular function: RNA polymerase II cis-regulatory region sequence-specific DNA binding; DNA-binding transcription factor activity, RNA polymerase II-specific; protein dimerization activity. The transcript is spliced from 3 exons. The coding region runs from base 2 to 1249 and encodes 415 amino acids.
CAUGGAUCAUCAUCUUCCGCAUCAUCAUCCGCAUCAUCAUCACAGUGCACCCCUGCACUGGGGUUACUCCACUGCGACGACGCCAAGUGCCACUUCGACGCCGACGCACGCCGGCCACAACACGUGGACACCGCCAUCGUCGAAAGGCAUCAAGCGGGCGCUGUCGGAAAGUGACUGUGAGGACCUGUACUCGGAAGAAUCUUCUAAAGAGCAUACGUCACCGGGAGAAUCCGAUAGCUGUCAACUGUUGAGCCGCAAAAGGAGGCGCGGUGUGAUCGAGAAGAAGCGUCGUGACCGAAUCAACUCCUCGUUGACCGAACUGAAACGGCUCGUACCAAGCGCCUACGAGAAGCAAGGAUCGGCAAAGUUGGAAAAGGCCGAAAUUCUACAACUAACCGUAGACCACCUGAAAGCACUGCAUGCACGAGGACUCGAUGAUGCCAGCUACGAUCCGCAGCGGUUUGCCAUGGACUACCAUAUCAUCGGCUUUCGGGAGUGUGUGGCCGAAGUAGCUCGUUACCUCGUCACGAUCGAAGGCAUGGAUGUACAGGAUCCGCUCCGACUACGACUAAUGUCCCAUCUGCAGUGUUUCGCGACACAACGGGAACUUUCGUCCAAAGCCAAUGCGGCUGCCGCUACAAGUCCUGCCUGGUCUCAUGGCAGCAGUACGGCCUAUCCUGUUGCUGCCGCCGCAGCUGCAGCAGCUGUCGCAUACCCGAGCACACACCAUGGCACUGGUGGCUAUUAUCCUCACCCGCAUCAAAACUACGGCCCGCCGCAAAGUGCUACCGCACCGUACAUUCCACAGGUUGCCACUAUUCCGCCUCCGCACGAGCAUCUACACCAGCAGCAGCAGCAACAGCAGCAACAACAGCAGCAGCAGCAUCACCAGCAGCAACAGUUGACCGGACAUUCCUCCACCGGUGCUUCGUCGGCAGCUACGGCCGCAAUCUAUUCCACCAGUGCACAAUUGCACGAGCUGUACAGCAGUCAGCACGACUCAGCUACCUCUGGUCAGCAGCAGCAGCAGCAGCAACAAUCGGACCAACAGUCUGCUGCCGGGUCCUCCAAUGGAGCUCCGACCUACACAGAUCUAUCCAACAUCAAUCCGAACCGUGGAUUAUCCGCGUACGGUAAUCCGCAGUACCCGGUGAGUACCUCGACGCACGGAUACAGUGCGACCACGAGCUCAUCGUACAACACGGCAGCAAAGCCGUACCGCCCGUGGGGUGCAGAGAUGGCCUGUUGAAGAGGAAGCUGUACA